Homarus americanus (American lobster) is the source of this 1074-nucleotide messenger RNA. Its product is annotated as eukaryotic peptide chain release factor subunit 1-like. Gene Ontology annotation, biological process: translational termination. Bases 1 to 1074 code for a protein of 357 amino acids. The record is from RefSeq and is a predicted model, not a curated record. Lineage: Eukaryota; Metazoa; Arthropoda; Malacostraca; Decapoda; Nephropidae. The transcript is spliced from 2 exons. Gene Ontology annotation, molecular function: sequence-specific mRNA binding; translation release factor activity, codon specific. Gene Ontology annotation, cellular component: cytosol; translation release factor complex.
AUGGAUCGGGUGCAAGUGAUCCAGUUCAGAGCAGCUCUGAAGGAGUUGGAGAAUGUAGAGGCUCUCCGGAAUUCAUCUGUAUUAAGCCUUCACCUCCCAUCAUCUUCCUCCCUGAUACUCGUAAAAAAUAGAGUCAAGGAUGAACAAAGCCGCGCGGCCAACAUAAAAUCCGUUUCCAACCGCUCUUCAGUGCAAGAAGCACUGAGGAGUGCUGUGGAUAUGUUAUCCACCGUCAAUGUCAUGCCACCCCAUGGGCUUUUAGUGUUUUAUGGCCAAUCUGUUCUCAACAGAGCAACCGGCGAGGUGAGUCACCUUCGCCGAACGUUAACACCUCCUGAACCAGUCCAAGAGUUUAAAUACGAUGUCAGCAAGACAUUCUCCACACACUCACUGCACCAACUACUCGUCUCCCAAGAGGGAGGCGUUGGCUACAUCAUCCUCGAUGGUUCAGCAGUUGCCCUUGGAACGCUCUCUGAAAAUGGACUAAAAGUCCACCACCAUGAGAACGUGGACAUUCCAAAAAAGCACGGGAGAGGUGGCCAGUCCGCUCCCAGGUUCCAGCGCAUCCGCCUGGAAAAAAGGCAAUUGCUGGUGAAGAAAGUGCAGGCCCUGGUAGAAGGGGGUCCUGGUCAGCUGAAGGACCAGUUGGUGGAGCGUCUACCCCAGCUCUUGAAGGGUGCUGUAAGAUGUGUAGAAAACACCUCAUACUCCGGCCGCCAAGGGCUGAGGGAGGCCAUCAAUGCCACACGGGACCUCCGCCAGCACAUGCUUUUGGAAAAGUCUAACACUGUCCUCAGUUCCAUAUUUGAAAAACUCAGGAUCGAUGAACCGGACAUGGUCUGCUUUGGUGAUGAAGUUCGAGCGGCCAUGGAGGAUGGUGCCGUCCAAGUUGUAGUGCUAUGGGACGAGUCCCCUGAAGUCGCCUGGUUCGCAGAAAACUGUCCUGAGGAGACCGAAUUACUUGUGAUACCCAACAGAACUAAUAAUACAAACAUGAUAGUAAGUACGUUUGGGGGGAUAGCAGCCUUAAAUAAAUACCCAAGAGCCGUCCCACAGGAAGAGGAGGCCGAGUGA